UUGAUCAAGGUGUACCUGGACAAAGGGAGCCAAUCUGAUUUCCAUCCUCCUGGUUUUGUCUACAUGAGCCCAGGGGCUUUGGAACAUCAUGGUAUGUUGAUAGUCCUGAUCCAGGAUAAAGGCACUAUAAGGUGUGGUGUGUGGAGUUGGAGAGCUGUAGCCAAUGAAGGCCUAGAGAGAGGAAGUCAGAUCCCAUAUGUGCGCUGGGCUUUGGGGGAGUCCUGUGCUGUUUUGUUGAUGAACCCAAACGAAGGAGCAAUGGCACCAGAGGAGCAUGUGCAACAAGUGUGGGAUCAGUUGCUGCUGAACAGCACUGCAGAGCAAAUCACAGUGGUGGCACAUGGUUACGGAGGCUUAGCUUUUGUUCAACUCCUGAAUCGGCUGGUGGGGUAUCUCAAGGUAGGGUGCAGGAUGAUGUCAGCAGGGACACAGUGCCACGAGACGGCACCUGCUACAUGUAUGGAUUCAGUAUUUCGUUUCAUUGCCAAACUGAUGAAGCCCGCAGUCAUGCCAACGCCGUUCUGCAUUGUCACUAGAAGCAGGAGCCUCGGAGUGAGAAAGCUGAGUGGCAUAACCGACCGAAACAAUAAUGCAUCCUGAAUGAGGAUACUUUAAUAGAAUGAGCAUCAUUACAACAGGGAAUGCAGUGUAUAAUGUUUGGCUUAUUAAACAACUUCAU
Molecule: messenger RNA, 679 nt
Organism: Ictalurus furcatus (blue catfish)
Lineage: Eukaryota; Metazoa; Chordata; Actinopteri; Siluriformes; Ictaluridae
Product: cotranscriptional regulator FAM172A homolog
Exons: 1
Biological process (GO): regulatory ncRNA-mediated heterochromatin formation
Cellular component (GO): nucleus
Molecular function (GO): siRNA binding
Source: RefSeq, a predicted model, not a curated record